UAUUUUGGAACAACUACUGUAAUUACUUCGACGUUCCUUUCCCCACCGUUAAGAGUAUACAUCACGAGAAUAGUGCAUCGUAAUUUUUCGCAUUUACGUGUUGUAAAGAAACGAUGAGAUCAUUCGUUAGAUCCGAGUGACAUAUUUACGUGUCAACGCCAUAAAGGAAGAAAUAACAUUUAGACUGAGUGCUGUGAUAUAAUACUAACAAUGGUUCUGGAUCAAGAUGUGUUAACGGUCUUAAAGCUAUUAAUGAUAGGAGAAUCAAAUGUUGGAAAAUCUAGCAUACUCCUUAGAUUUACCGAGGAUGAAUUUCAUGAAAAUAUGCAAAGCACAGUCGGUAUGGACUAUAGAACUAAACAAGUCACAAUUGAUGGCAAUACAGUAAAACUUGCAAUAUGGGAUACUGCCGGACAAGAACGUUUUCGUACUUUAACACCAAGUUACUACAGAGAUGGUCAAGGUGCUAUAUUAGUGUAUGAUGUUACAGAUAGAGUUACCUUUAUGAAGUUAGAAACAUGGCUUAAUGAGUUGAAUACAUAUUGCAAUAAGACAGAUAUCAUUAAAAUGGUAGUGGGUAAUAAGAUAGAUUUACCAAACAGAGAAGUAAGCACUGAAGAAGGCCUACAGUUUGCCAGAAGACACCAAACCCUAUACAUUGAAAGCAGUGCCAAAACAGCAGAUGGAAUUAAAUGUUGUUUCGAGGAACUUGUGCAAAAGAUAAUACAAACACCUGGACUUUGGGAUCGACAUACUCUUAUCAAUUCGUAUGGUAAUGGUAAUAUGGGAGGUGUAAGACACAGAGGUCAGAGAGGAAUACAAUUGGCAGAUGAUGCUCAGCUACAUAAUAGACCUUCAAAUUGUUAUUGCAGUUUGAUUUAAAUAAUUGUAAUAUGAAAUUCUGCCAGUGAUAAUUGCAAAAGAAACCAUAGGUUGAAUAUGGUCUAAAACUAGAUAUUGAAGUGUGAGAACUUUGAAAACAAACGUGAAUAAUAAUAUGACACAUUAUUGCUUUGUGUAUGUUAUGGGAAGAAAUAUCUUGUAUCAAAGAUAGAGUUUGCUUUUAACUUCUAAUUUUUUGUUAAACAGUUAAAUUUUAUAUAGGUAUUUGUAAUACAAAAUUUAUAUUCAUGUAAAUAUAUUAUGCGUAUGCACGUAAUUUAAUAAUUAAUAAAUAUCAAAAAAACUUCGGUAAUAUCUCAAACACAGUGAUUUUAAUUAUGUUUAUAUAUGUUUUUGCUGUAGCAUUUAUAGUUUCAGUAUUUUCUUUCUUGUCGUGAUAACUUAUUAUCAUAAUUUCAAUAUUUACUGCACAAUAAAUAAGUAAAAUGCAUAUCGUUAUUUGUGUAAAAAAAAUGUAUUUACUAUGAUAUUGUAUUAAAUAUGUUUAUUUAAUCUUUUGUCUUUUAUAUGCUGAUACUUUUUAAAUAUGAUCGAAUGAACAAUAACUAUCUGAUUCAAUGAAAUUAUUUUAAUGUAUUGUGAAUAAAAUAAAUUCCUACAUUAAUCAUGAUAAAA
Frieseomelitta varia is the source of this 1518-nucleotide messenger RNA. Its product is annotated as ras-related protein Rab-18-B-like. The record is from RefSeq and is a predicted model, not a curated record. NCBI's taxonomy places the organism in Eukaryota, Metazoa, Arthropoda, Insecta, Hymenoptera, Apidae. The coding region runs from base 211 to 882 and encodes 223 amino acids. The transcript is spliced from 5 exons. Gene Ontology annotation, molecular function: GTP binding; GTPase activity.